Zingiber officinale is the source of this 949-nucleotide messenger RNA. Its product is annotated as callose synthase 10-like. Lineage: Eukaryota; Viridiplantae; Streptophyta; Magnoliopsida; Zingiberales; Zingiberaceae. Bases 138 to 914 code for a protein of 258 amino acids. The record is from RefSeq and is a predicted model, not a curated record. The transcript has 5 exons.
GCGGUAAAAUGAUGGUCUUUUUGCUUUUCCCAUUCUCCUGCUCGGUACUUCGUCGCGAUCGCGCUCUCGCCGCUUUCUAAACCCUAAUUCCGGCUAUCGAUCUUCCAACUCUGGUGCCGACCUCCAUCUCCUCAGUCAUGUCGCGAGAAACGGCUGCCCGGCCGUCUCGCAGCGGCCGCAGGGCAGCCCGCACAGUGCCGGAGAACUGGGAGCGCCUCGUGCGCGCCACGUUGCAGCGGGAGCAACUUCGAAACGUUGGACAGGUCCCCAGCGGACGUCCCUCGGAGGGGAUAGCCGGAGGCCUCCCCCCGUCUCUCGUAUCCACCAACAUCGACCAUAUUCUGCAGGCCGCUAACGAGAUCGAGGACGACGAUCCCAACGUCGCUAGGAUUCUCUGUGAGCAAGCAUAUACAAUGGCCCAAAAUAUGGACCCUAGCAGUGAGGGAAGGGGUGUUCUACAGUUCAAAACAGGUUUAAUGUCUGUUAUUAAGCAAAAACUUGCUAAAAAAGAUGGAGCAUCAUUUGCUCGUGAACAUGAUAUUGAAUAUUUGUGGGACUUUUACAAACGGUUUAAGAGGCAUAAUCGAGUUGAUGAUAUCCAAAAGGAGCAAGAGAGAUGGCGAGAAUCAGGAACCUUUAGUACAGAGAUAGGAGCUAGAGCUCUUGAAAUGAAAAAGGUUUAUGCAACUUUGAAGGCAUUGCUUGAUGUUUUAGAGGUGCUAGUUGGAGAGUCAGAUACUUCUGAACUUGGUAGACGCAUUAAGGAAGAGGUAAAAAAAAUGGGGAAAUCUGAUGCAACAUUGAGAGCAGAACUUACCCCAUACAAUAUUGUACCUGUUGAUGCACCCUCUCUAACUAAUGCUAUCAGUUUCUUCCCGGAAGUAUGUACCUUCUCCUUCAUAUUGCUAUUGUAGUUUUUCUAUAAGAAAGUGUAAAAUUGUAUCAGGUG